Molecule: messenger RNA, 3965 nt
Organism: Chara braunii
Lineage: Eukaryota; Viridiplantae; Streptophyta; Charophyceae; Charales; Characeae
Source: the annotation of a GenBank genome assembly
AUUGAGUUUUUUUCUUACCGCCGAGUCCGACGACGCUUAUCGCAUUUUCUCCCUUCUCUCAUCGCCCACGUAAAACCACAAGCAGGGACUUUGUCAAUGUGGUAGAGGCUGAGAAGAAGGUAGCCCUUGCCGUCUGUUUGUUCUAGGAGAGCGCGAUCGCCUGAACAAAGCCUAUCGCCCGAAGAAAGGCAGCAUAUCAGCCAUCAUGGAUUUCUACCUUCUUUUCUUCUUCCUCCUCUUCGUUUGCGGCUUCAUCACGCAUUUUCAAAGAUCUACUGUCGCCAUGGACACGUCAGAUGCCUACAAACGUUUUCAACGAGGGUAUAUGGUCGUCUAUCUGCUUGCUGUCGGUUCGGACUGGUUGCAAGGUCCGUUUAUAUAUUCUUUGUAUUCAAGCUAUAAGUUCUCGAAGGCCGAUAUUUCCAAGCUUGAUGAUUUGUUGGGCCAUUUGCACCAGCAGUUCACACAAACCUCAGCAGUGCUCUUACCGGUAUACGCGCAGCUCUGGUUCAAGAAUGAAUGGCUGUCGGAAACUUUCACUGUUGCAACAUUCGGGAAUGGCGCUGUGGCCAUCUUAUCAGGGCUGGUUGCAGACGUCGUCGUCAGCAGAAUGAAAUGGGGUGCCGUUGCUCCGUUUGAUUUGGCGGCCGUGACACUCGUUCUUUCUACAACAAUCAUCAUAAUGACAUGGACAGAAAACUAUGGCGAUUCACAGAAGAAUUUUUUUGGAACGAUAAAAAAUUCACUUCAAGUGAUUGCUGACGAUCGCAGGAUCGUUUUAUUGGGCUGUGUGCAGGCUCUGUUUGAGGCAUCGAUGUAUGCGUUCAUCUUCCUCUGGACGCCAACACUAGAGAUCGAGUCAGUAAGUUGUCAGUUAGGGGUUAGAGUCUACGAGGUGAGGUUUGGAACCGUAAUUCGGUUGUGCACUAUCACCAUGGUUGACACCCGGAGUGGGUUGAGUACUAGCCCCUAUACCCAGGAGCAACAAGAGAAGAUGGCCGCCUUAGUGAGAGAGAACAAGGAGAGGAAAGAGCUCCUGAAACAGGCGAAGCUGAAGGCAAUCGCAGAGGAGCAGGCGGCGAAGAUGAAGGAAUUGGAGGAGGAGAUGGAGAAAAAGAAGAAGGCUGCUGAAGAAGAAGCGGCAGCAGAGGCAGAGGAGGAGAGAAAACGCAGGGAAGAAAAAGGAGAGAGUAGUGGCACGACAAAUGAGGAGGUAGCCAUGGAGAAAAAGAUCAGCGGGUGGAUUGCUAAUUUAUCGUUGGGGGAAGAUGAGGAGGCAGAGUUUUAUGUGCCCCAGGACGAGAGGGAUGCGUUAGCCAGUGAGUUAGCAGCAAUGGAGGACCCCCUGGAAAGACAAGAAAGAGAGGAGGAGAAAAAGUUGGAGUGGAAAUUGAGAAUGAAGAGGGAAAAGAAGAGGAGGGAUGAAGUUAAUAGGUUGACCGCAGAGGUGGCGAAAGUGAAAGAUUGUAGGCAGGAGGUGCAGGCUCAGGCAGACACCUUAGCCAAAAUGGAUAAGGUGUUGGGGUACCGGGAGGUGUUGAGCGCGGCUUGGAUGGAGGAACGCCAAGCCAAUAGGGCUCACGAGGUAGCCCUGAGUGCCAUGCGGUCAGGAUUCAGGGAUUUUGCGCGCGACCUAGGAGAAGUCUGGCGGUUGAGAGACAACGUAGGGAAGUUAUGUGAGGGCGCCAUUGAGGGUGCCAAAGCAGUAGCAGCCGUUGAGAGCGAGGGCAGACCCCGCAAGGACCCAGUCAAGCUUAAAUUCCCAGAUGCGUAUGGAGGGAAAAAGGAAGAAAAUUUUGAUAACUGGGAGGCUAGUGUGAACAGUUAUGUAUACUUGCAACGUAUCCUGACUGAGGAGCAAGUCCUCGUCGCCUUCCAGGCCCUUAAGGAUGAAGCGGCUAGUUUUGCCAGGUCCCUAACGUGCGCAGCCGGUUGUGAAAACAACCUGGUUGCAUACUCCAAGGUUACCCCCCUUCCUCACUUCUUCAAGCUCCUGAGGGAGCGAUUUGCUGACCCAACGAGAGGCGUUAGGGCCUCUGACAAACUGCAAACUAUCCGCUCGCGACAGCGGAGGAGUGCCAGAGCACUCAAGGGCGUCAUGGACGACUUGGUAGCCGUCCGAGGCCAUGGGGUCAUUGAGCCCCAGUUGGUCCAGUUAUUUUAUCGUGCCAUGCCAGAGCCCCUGAGAGGGCAUUUCUUUGAUAGAUCUGAACAGGCCGACAUCACCUAUGAUGUACUGAGUAGAGAGGUGGUCCUGUUCGAGUCAAAGUCCAUGCCAGUUUCCACUUUCUGGCACAAGGACUUGGACAAAGGAAAAAAGUGGAAGGGUCGUACCAUCUCUGGCCAAGUGAGGGCCAAGGAUCAUAUGGUCCUCACGUUAGAAGAGGGUGGUACAGAUGAGAUCCCCUACAGUGAGAUUGAGUGGGGGUUAGAGGAAGAUGACAGCAGCAUAGGGAAGGGGAGGUCUUAUGCGGCUGUCGCGGUUGGAGGGAGGCCGCAAGGUAGAGGAGGAGGCCAGGGCCAAAGGGGUCAGGCCAUGGGAGGCCGAGGACCGGGCGCACAGGGGGUUGGCGGACAAGGAAACCGCCAAGUGGGAGGUGGGGGUCAAGGUCCCACGUUGAAUCGUCAGGAGGCACGUACGGAUUUAGUUAUACAAAAGUUCUUUGAUUUUUGGGUUAGUGAGAAUGGAGUCCCGUUGUCAAUAGUUAGCGAUAGAGAUAGUCGCUUCACCAGCCAGAACUGGCAAGAACUCAUGGGAGUUUACGGAUCUAAGUUGUUGAUGUCAUCUGGCCGCCACCCAGAGACCAACGGUCAGACCGAGCAAAUGAAUAAGAUCCUACAGCAAGUUCUGCGCAUGUACAUUAGACCCGACCAGAUCAACUGGGACGAGAUGUUACCUAAGGUAGCUAGCGCAUACAAUAACAGCAUGCAUCUGUCCACCUGUCGCACUCCCAAUGAGCUGCACAAGUCCUUUAGACCGCGCAGACCAUUUGAAGGACUGAACCGGGAUCAGGUUCACAGGCUACCGUCCGGUACCAGGGAGUUUGCGAUACGGCACGAGAAAGAAUUAGCUACCGUUGUUGAAAACCUCAAGAAGGCUCAGCACAGAAUGAUAGAACAGGCUAAUAAGCACCGUCGCCCAUCGCAGUUUCAGGUAGGCGACUUAGUCUGGGUCAAGUCUAAAGAAUUUGCACCUGAGGAGCACAUCUCGCAGAAGUUGCUACCUGCAUAUAGAGGGCCGUGGCCGGUUCUAGAAGUCAAGGGCGGAGAGGAUGGACCGUCCUACACAAUAGAGUUCCCUUCAAGAAGAUCCAUGAUCCCGCCGGAUAUGGAUGGAAGAUAUGACAUUGACGACAUUGUAGAUGAAGAUGUGUUCAGGACAGGAGGUAGAGGUCGCCCACAAAAACAGUAUAAGGUCUGGUUUGCUUAUCAGGAACCGGAAGACGACCGCUGGUUUACUAGAACAGAACUUCUAGAAACAGCUCCCGACAUAUUCAGAGCCUGUCUGGCAUCAGUUCUAAUGUCAGGAAGGAAUAGGGUUGCCCCAGAAGAUUACCUUCGGAAUGUGCUAGUCUUGGCUGCGGUGAUGAUGAUUGUUCCUGCAUUAACGCAGGAUCUUGGAUACCUCAUGGGGUGUUUUUUGGUGUAUGAGAUAUGUGUUGGCAUCUUUUGGCCUACCAUUAUGCGGCUACGGAGCCUGUACCUGCCUGAAGAGUGCAGAUCAUCAAUUAUGAACAUGUUCAGAGUUCCUCUGAACAUUUUUGUGGUGCUAAUUCUUCUUAAGGCUGGGGAACUGGACAACAGAAUAUUAUUUGCUCUCUGCAGCUUCUGGCUUCUUCUCGCUGCGUUUUGCCAACAGAAGCUGUUCAAGAACUCGAAUAUUCCGUCCACUGGAAGUUUGCCAGAAAGCAUGAGUGAACUACCAGGAUGAUGGUGGAUCAUUUAUGGCUUUGCAGUUACUUUGU